Xylona heveae TC161 is the source of this 1790-nucleotide messenger RNA. Its product is annotated as allantoate permease. Gene Ontology annotation, biological process: transmembrane transport. Gene Ontology annotation, cellular component: membrane. NCBI's taxonomy places the organism in Eukaryota, Fungi, Ascomycota, Xylonomycetes, Xylonales, Xylonaceae. Bases 35 to 1453 code for a protein of 472 amino acids. The transcript has 4 exons. The record is from RefSeq and is a predicted model, not a curated record. Gene Ontology annotation, molecular function: transmembrane transporter activity.
CGAGAGCGACGUGGAGGGAAGCAAGAACGGCGACAUGGGAUAUGGCGAGGUCUUCUCAGCCAUUGACCCCGUGGUUCAGAAGCGGGUCGUAUGGAAGCUUGAUACAAGACUUCUACCUCUUCUUAGUUUGAUGUAUCUAUUCAACAGCGUUGACCGGUCAAACUUGGGAAACGCCAAAACCGAUGGUCUCGAGGGAGACCUGCAUAUGCACGGAAACCAAUACUCGAUCACAUUGGUUCUCUUUUACAUUACAUUCUGUCUACUAGACCUGCCCAUGAACUUGCUGCUGAAGAGAUUCAGCGGAAAAAUCAUGCUUCCUACCCUCAUGAUCGGAUGGGGCUCAAUGACCAUGCUCCAAUGUGCCGCUCACAACUGGGCAGGCCUUAUUGUUCUUCGUCUCAUCAUGGGCGCCUUUGAAGCCGGUUUCUUCGCCGGCGUGACCUUCUACCUCACCCUCUUUUACACACGAAACGAACUCGCUUUCCGUAUGGCCAUAUUCUACGGAUCAGCCACCAUCGCUGGCGCAUUCAGCGGCCUACUCGCCUUUGGCGUCUUCCAGAUCAAAGACCCCCAUGUUCCCGGGUGGAAGUGGCUCAUGAUCAUCGAAGGCGGCGCUACCGUCAUUCUUGCCUCUUGUGCGCUGUGGAUUCUUCCCAAAAGCAUGAGUCAAUGCAGCUGGUUCACAGAAGAAGAAAAGAUUGUCGGCGAGCAGCGUCUCCUUCAAGAUUGUAGCGUCGAGACGGACGAAAAGUUUGACCUCAAGACCGCUCUGAAGCGCAUUCUAGAUAUCAGAAUCAUGAUCUGGGCCAGCAUUGGCUUUUCGUACGGUGUAGCUACUGCGUCCGUAGCCAACUUUCUGCCCCAAAUGGUUCAGCGUCUGGGAUUUACUAUCGUCAAGACAAACCUGUAUACCGUUGCUCCAUACUGCGUCGGAUGCGUCGUUCUCCUCGCCAUCACCCGCUCGUCCGAUCUCUUCCGAGAACGCUCCCUCCAUCUGUGCUUCUCCAUGUGUCUGACCAUGAUCGGAUACAUUAUCCUGAUCAAAGUCGACACCCUGCACCACAAGGGCCUCGCAUACUUUGCGUGUUUCCUCUUGACAUCUGGCGCUUUUGCACCCAGCUGUCUCUUCCACAGCUGGCACAACAACAACCAGCCCUCCGAGAACGGACGCGCCGCCAUCACUGGCGUCCUCGUCGGCGCGAGUAACUCUGGUGGAAUCGUCAGCUCGAUCGCCUUCAAGUCCAAUACCGCCCCCAAGUAUCUCCCUGCCCUGAUCGUCACGGCGGUGUUCCAGGCCAUAGGCAUCCUCUUGAGUUUUGCUUUUGGAAUGUAUCUGAGAUGGGAUAACAAGAAACGCGAUGCCGCGCAGGGAGUCAAGCUCAAGCAAAAGGAUGUUCCGACGGACGUGCUUGCCCGGGGUCCAAAGGAUCCGAGCUGGAGAUGGCUUUACUAGUUUUUUGUUGUUAUUGAUGUUGUUAUUAUUAUCCAGUUGGCUUCAAUUGACUAUUGAUAGUUAUUUUAUUAUUUUAUAGCAGUUUUGGAAGGACUUGUAAUGAUUUUCUCAGAUGACUUGCAAAGACCUUAGAGGUAGUUACGAAUUGCCAGAGUUAGAGACCAGCAUUGGCGUUUUGGUGUAGAGUGCAGAUAGCGAAUACCUGUCAUUUGGUAGAGUGUGGAAUGUAUAGAUUUUUGCGAUAGUAGCAGUAUCUUGAAAGUCUCAGGACGAAGUCGAUGGAAUAUUUAGAUCUUCGAGCCUUGGGAUCUAGCUCUCCUAUGCGCCGAGAAUUCAU